AUGGCCGUGAUUUCGAUUGUCGAUGCAGAAGAAAUCUGGUUCAAGGCCGCUUUUGGUCUCGAUGCGACAGAAACGCAUCGGGAAAACUCCUUCUGCGGGCAUACCAUCCUUUCAGAUGAUGUUCUGAUUGUGCCGGACGCACAGGCAGACAGCAGAUUUUGCGACAUCCCGCUUGUCACCGGAGACGUCGGCGCCCGAUUUUAUGCCGGUUGUCCAGUUAUUGUAGACGACAAACAUCGUAUCGGAACGAUCUGCGUCAUAGAUACAAAACCCCGCAGUGUGAACGAGGAGCAAAUCGCCCAGCUGCGCAACCUGGCAAAGAUCGUCGAAGGUCUCAUCAAGGCCCACAAGGCAGGCCUGAAAACCCGGGAAGCGCUACAAGAAGCGCAACUCGAGCAGGACAGAGCACGCCGGAACCAGGACCUGCUCAAGGAAAUCACCCUUGUUUCGGGCGUAGGCGGUUGGGAGUACGACCCAAAAACGGACGCAAUGACCUGGACAGCAAAGACCCGGGAAAUUCAUGAGGUCGGGCCAGACAUUCAACCGAACUUGAACACCGCGUUGAGCUUUUAUCCAUCCGACAGUCGCAAAGCGCUAAGAGCAGCAUUCGAGACUGCCUUCGAAACCGGUUGCGGCUGGGAUCUUGAGCUCAAUCUUGUCACCGCCGGGGAUCGGCAAAUCUGGGCACGGGUUGUCGGAAAUCCCGUAUUCGAAGGAGGGUCGGUUCGCCGCAUCAUCGGCGCGCUUCAGGACAUUUCAGACAGCAAACGCAAGCAGGAGGAAGUCCGGACCUCCGAGGUCAUCCAGCGAACAACGCUCGAAGCACUUCAGGAAGGUAUUCUUCUCGUAAGCCCUUCAGGCAAGAUUCAGUCGUCAAACAAGGCUGCCUCGCAACUUCUGGGUUAUCCGGAAACCACCUUGGUCGGAUCCAAUGUCCACGACCUUCAGCUGACUUUUCAAGACGUAGCCGAUGCCGGCAGCCAUCGCGUGAGCCCGCUGGUUCUCGCCGUGACCGACCCGGGACAGGAUCUGGAUCUCGAAGUUCAACUUACGGAAGCCGGAUCCGGACAGGUCCGAUGGCUCCGGAUCAAUGCCAGGCCUGUCGACGAAAACAGUGUUCACGGCCCGGAUUGCGUGGUCGUGUCGCUCACCGACAUCACAAAGGUCAAACAGCAGUCCGACACUCUACAGGGGUUUUUCGACAAUUUCCCCGGCGGCCUGGUUCACUACAACACGCAGCUUCAACUCACCUUCUGGAAUGAAGAAUUUGCCCGUCUGCUUAACUUGCCACACGAUUUUCUCGACCAGCGGCCCAACUUGCGACAGGUCAUCAGGUAUCUUGCAGACCGUGGAGACUAUGGCCCAGGUGACCCGGCACUGAUUGCCGGCGAGAGGCUGGACAGGUACGGCGCCGGCAACCGGCACGCCUACGAGCGCAGAACCAGCGACGGCAAGGUUCUCGAAGUGCGCGGUACGCCGCUUCCGGGCGGCGGAAGCGUAUCGAGUUUUCUUGACAUCACCAGACGCAAACGCAUGGAAGAGCAGCUCGUUGAAAAGGAACAGCUUGCCAGCAAUCGCCUCUUCGAAAUGGAGGCGGUGAUCGCCAACAUGCGGCAGGGUGUCAGUGUCUUUGAUGGCGAGGGCCGCAUCACACUCUGGAAUACCGAUUUCCAGAAACUUUUCGGUAAACCGGAUGGCGAAAUCCGAAAGGGGAUGACGCUGGUCGAAAUGCUUCAGCUGGAGAAGGAACGGGGAGAAUUUCACGACGAUCCCUAUGCAUUUUACGCUGCCUUGAGAGAAAAACUGGAUGCCGGCAAAGUUGUCAAAACCAACUUCAAGCACCCCAAUGGCACGAUUAUCAGUAUCGUGCGCACGCCGCUUCCUGACGGGGGUUGGGUGGGUAUGCAUGAGGACGUGACAUCGCGUGAAAAGGCGACCGAGGAAAUCACAUAUGCCGCUCAUCACGACACGCUCACGGGGCUGGCCAAUCGAACGCUUUUCAACCUCAAGCUUGAAGACGCAAUCGCCAGGACAGAACACCACGAUGAAACAAGCGAUCUUCUGAUGAUUGAUCUUGAUCACUUCAAACCGGUGAACGACACAUACGGCCACGAUGUUGGCGAUGAUCUUCUGCUUCAGGCUGCGGUGCGCCUCAAUGAGUGCGUGCGAACGAAGGACACCGUCGCACGACUGGGCGGAGAUGAAUUUGCGAUCAUCGUCCGCAACACUGCCGGCGACCGGGAUCUGGCUUCCAGGAUUGCAGAGCGUGUUGUCGAAAAACUGAAGAAGCCCUACCACAUCAACGGUAACAUUCUCGAAAUCAGUGCAAGUGUUGGUAUUGCAUCCAUUUCCGGCGAACAAGUCGCGAGUCCGAUCCUAAAGAAGGCUGAUCUUGCCCUUUAUGCCGUCAAGAACGAAGGCCGCGACGGCUACAGGCAUUUCGAAGAAAACGCUGUGGAAACAGAUUGA
Molecule: messenger RNA, 2469 nt
Organism: Effrenium voratum
Lineage: Eukaryota; Dinophyceae; Suessiales; Symbiodiniaceae
Source: the annotation of a GenBank genome assembly